GUGGAAGAGAAAGAAAAGAAAACAGAGGACAGCGAGGAGUGAGAGAGAACAAAAGACGAAUCCAGAGAGAGAGGAGAAGAAAAGAAAGAAAAAGGAAGUGCCUGCUAACAAGGAUAUACUGUGAUGCCGACUCUAAGAAUUCAUGGAUAUGCCUUGCUUGUUUCAUCUUGUUUCAUCAUCCUCAUAGCAGCCUCACAAACAGAUCCUUCAGAAGUAAAUGCACUGAUAGACAUCAAGAAAAGUUUGAUUGAUCCCAUGGGCAAUAUGAGGAACUGGAAUUCGGGAGAUCCGUGUAUGGCAAACUGGGCAGGGGUUUGGUGCUCUGAUAGGGAGGAGGCUAAUGGUUACUUCCAUGUCCAAAAGCUCUACUUAAUGACUAUGAAUCUCUCGGGAAGUUUAGCACCCCAGCUUGGUCAGCUAUCUCAUCUUAAGAUACUGUCUUUCAUGCGGAAUAAUUUGACAGGCACAAUUCCAAAGGAAAUUGGAAAUAUUACAUCAUUGGAACUCUUGCUUCUAAGCGGGAAUAAGUUAUCUGGUACUUUACCAGAUGAGCUUGGCAACCUUACGAAUUUAGAUAGAUUCCAAGUUGAUGAAAACCAAUUGUCAGGUCCUAUUCCAGAGUCAUUUGUCAAAAUGGUCAAAGUUAAACAUCUCCACAUGAAUAACAACUCGUUCAACAAUCAACUUCCAUCCAAGCUUUCAAAGCUGCCCAAUCUUGUGCAUUUGCUUGUGGACAACAAUAACUUAUCUGGUUACCUUCCACCAGAAUUCUCUAUGUUAGAACGGUUAAGAAUACUUCAACUUGAUAACAAUAAUUUCAGUGGGAGUGGGAUUCCUUCUACCUAUGCAAACUUUUCCAGUUUAGUAAAACUAAGUCUGAGAAACUGCAGUCUGCAAGGAACUAUUCCUGAUUUCAGUUCAAUAGCCAACCUCACCUAUCUAGACCUUAGCUGGAAUCAGUUUACUGGACAUAUACCAUCAGAACUUGCAGACAAUAUGACAACUAUUGAUCUAUCCAAUAAUAAUCAUCUCGAUGGAUCAAUUCCUCGAAGCUUCAUAUACCCUCAUCUUCAAAAAUUGUCACUUGAGAACAAUUUACUGUCUGGAUCCAUCCCUGCUAGCAUAUGGGAGAACGUGGCCUUAAAUACUAAAGAUAAACUUACAAUUAAUCUCCAAAACAACUCGCUAUUGGAAGUUCUGGGAAAUCUGAACCCCCCAGCAAAUGUUACCUUAAGGCUUUCUGGCAAUCCAAUCUGUAACAAUUCUAACAUACGAAGUAUUGGUCAAUAUUGUGGACAUGUUGGAGGUGAAGAUGAAGAUGAAGUAGACCAAAACCCAACAAAUUCAACAACUGCCUGUCCAGUAGUUCUAGAUUGCCAAGCAGAUAAUUUCUAUGAAUUACAUGUCCCCUCUUUCCCAAUUCCUUGCUAUUGUGCAGCACCUCUGACAAUUGAAUACAGGCUGAAAAGUCCAAGUUUUUCUUACUUUCUUCCCUAUAUAAGUGGAUUUAUAGCAUAUAUAACUGAGUCCUUAAACUUAGACAACUAUCAGUUAUCAAUAAAUUCUUGGGAAGAUGGACAUCGUAUUACCAUGUAUCUAAAACUGUUUCCUUCAUACAAUGAUCCCGGCCAGUUGUUCAAUGCAAGCGAGGUUUAUCGCAUCAAAACUAUAUUUACAUCAUGGCUUUUUCCUCCCAAUCAUUUUUUUGGACCAUAUGAACUCCUGAACUUCACACUCAUUGGACCUUAUGCAAAUGCUAAAGAUUCGGAGAGGAGGAGUUCCACAAGUGCAGUCACAUUAGCUGCUGCUUUAAUAGCAGCUGCUGCUCUUUUGGCAUUAUCUGCUAUAAUCAUUAGCUUGAUUUCUACAAGAAAUGGAAAAUUUCAGCACUUGAUUUCCAGGAAAUCCCCUAAUGUAUCUAUUAAGAUAGACAGUGUGAAAGAAUUUACUUUCAGAGAAUUGGCCCUUGCUACUAACAAUUUUAGCAGCUCAACUAAAGUUGGUCAAGGAGGUUAUGGGAAUGUCUACAAAGGCAUUUUAUCUGGUGAAACACUUGUGGCCAUUAAACGAGCAGCAGAAGGUUCUUUACAAGGCAAAAAAGAGUUUUUGACUGAGAUUGAACUUUUAUCAAGGUUACACCAUCGAAAUCUUGUCUCGCUGAUUGGGUACUGCAAUGAAGAACAGGAGCAGAUGCUGGUCUAUGAAUUCAUGCCCAAUGGCACCCUAAGGGACUGGAUUUCUGGUAAAAGUGAAAAGGCCAAGGAAAGACAAAAUUUUGGUAUGGGGUUGAAAAUUGCAAUGGGUGCAGCCAAAGGGAUACUAUAUCUUCAUACAGAUGCUGACCCUCCUAUAUUCCACCGAGAUAUUAAAGCCGGCAACAUACUUCUGGAUUCCAAAUUUACAGCUAAAGUGGCUGAUUUUGGACUGUCACGGCUUGCAUCAUUCGAAGAAGGAAGUAACAAUACUAAAUACAUGUCAACAGUUGUGAGGGGAACACCAGGUUACCUUGACCCAGAAUAUGUGUUGACUCAAAAGUUUACUGACAAAAGUGAUGUCUAUAGCUUAGGAAUUGUGUUUCUGGAGCUUUUGACGGGCAUGCAACCAAUAUCACGUGGGAAACACAUUAUUUACGAGGUUAAUCAGGCUUGUCGAUCUGGCAAGAUAUAUUCCAUUAUAGGGAGCAGAAUGGGUUUAUGUCCAUCUGAUUGCUUGGACAAGUUUUUAUCUCUGGCCCUCAGUUGUUGCCAAGAAAAUCCAGAGGAGAGGCCAUCAAUGCUAGAUGUUGUGAGGGAACUAGAAAAUAUUGUUGCAAUGUUAUCAGAAAGUGAAGCUAGUUUACCAGAUGUUACCUUAGAUAAUUCAGGUGAAAUGGCACCCUCAUCAUCUUUAGGAUCUAACUCAGCAAGGGAGGACCAACACACGUACGCGUAUGUGUCAGGAAGUAAUCUUGUCAGUGGUGUCAUUCCCACCAUUGUUCCUCGCUGAUAUGCUAUACUAGUUUCCUUGAUGUUGGAAAUAAUUAUAUCUAAGAUUCAAUAUAUAUCAUGUAAUUAAUUGUAAU
Glycine soja is the source of this 3061-nucleotide messenger RNA. Its product is annotated as probable LRR receptor-like serine/threonine-protein kinase At1g06840. Gene Ontology annotation, biological process: protein phosphorylation. The record is from RefSeq and is a predicted model, not a curated record. Lineage: Eukaryota; Viridiplantae; Streptophyta; Magnoliopsida; Fabales; Fabaceae. Gene Ontology annotation, molecular function: protein kinase activity; ATP binding; protein binding. The transcript is spliced from 21 exons. Bases 124 to 2985 code for a protein of 953 amino acids.